UUUGGCUUGAGUUCCUCGAGUGUGGGGUACUUGGGUCGGGUUGGCAUCAUGGCCAUCCCAGCUGUAGGAGGGCCCUAUGUGUGGGCAUUCGUCGCCUUCUCCUCUGUGCUUCAUUUCUUUGAGCAGUAUCUGGAGUUCCGGCAGCUUCAAAAGAACAGAGAAACUGCCGUCCCAGAGGAGUUCCGAGGCGUCGUGGAGGAGGCCAAGUUCCUGGAAUCUCAGGCGUAUCAGAAGGACAAAAGAGUCUUCGGUUUUGUGAAGGAUUGGGUCAGCUUCAUCUACGACAAGGUCCAGCUGUUCCUGAUUACGCCAUUGCUGUGGCAUUACGCCGUUGGAGUUUUUGGAGAGGAGGCGGAAUAUAGCUGCACCCUCUUUUGGCUCUUCCUCUUGCAGUGGGUGGAGAAGCCGAUCAGCAUUCCUUUCUCGCUCUAUUCCAACUUCGUGGUGGAGGAGAAGCACGGCUUUAACAAGAUGACAGUGAAGCUGUUCAUCACGGAUCUCAUAAAGAGCGAGAUUCUGACCUACAUCUUUGGAGGUUUGCUAGUGCCCAUGCUGAUUUGGAUCGUGCGAUACUUUGGCGCAGGUUUCUACCUGUAUUUGUGGGGCUUUGUGCAGUUCCUUAUAAUGGCCUUCAUGUGGAUCUACCCCAACUUUAUUCAGCCGCUCUUCAAUGAGUUCCGGCAGCUUCAGGAUGCCUCGCUCAAGGAGAAAAUCGAAGCCUUGGCUGCCGAGGUGAGCUUCCCCUUAACGAAGCUCUUCGAGAUUGACGGCUCCAAGCGCUCAGGGCACUCCAAUGCCUAUUUCUUUGGCUUCUGGAAGUACAAGCGAAUUGUCCUCUACGACACCUUGCUCCACUUGAAGCAUGACGAUAUCUUGGCCAUCCUUUGUCACGAAUUAGGUCAUUGGAAAUUCGGCCACACGCUGAUGAAUUUGGUGAUUAGCUCGGCACACACUUUCGUGCUAUUUUGGCUGUUCGACCUGGUGAUGUAUUCGGAGGUGUCAACACAGAUGAUCAAGCAGUUCGGCUAUGGAGAGACCAAUGCGGUGAUGGUCUCCCUGAUGCUGUUCAUGCUGUUAGUCAGCCCCACUGAGCAGCUGCUGAGCUUGCUAAUGACCAUGCUUAGCCGUCGCAACGAGUUCCAGGCAGAUAGUUUCGCAGCGAAGAUGGGCCGAUCGGAUGCCUUGCAGAGUGGGUUGUUCCAGAUCCAUGAGGAGAACAAGGGAGAUCUUAAUCCUGAUCCAUGGUAUUCCUGGUACCACUUCUCGCACCCGCCGUUGGUCGAGCGGCUCCGUGCACUGAAAGCCCUGGAAGAAGAAACGGCCAAAAAGGCCACUUGAGGUGAAAUUGGUGGUGCAUGGGGUGCACGGCACCAAUGAGGGCGUGAAAAGGAGAUCGUGAGUUGGG
Durusdinium trenchii is the source of this 1405-nucleotide messenger RNA. The record is from the annotation of a GenBank genome assembly. Lineage: Eukaryota; Dinophyceae; Suessiales; Symbiodiniaceae.